AUUUUAUGAGAAGAAAAAAAGAUGGUUUAGUUGAAAGGUUUUGGGUGAGAAAAGAGUGUGUGAAGAGAAGAGAAGAGAGUAAAGAUGAUUUUGCUUCGAUUACCAAAAGCUCCCAUGGCCAUGACCUUCUUCUUAGCUCAACCUUCUUCUUCUUCACUCUACUCCUUCUCCCAUUCCCAUUUCAGUCUCAUCCCAAAACCCCAUUCACUCACCAUUAAUCCAACUCUUAAACCCUUUCACCUUCUCUCAUCUCCAAAAUCAACUCUUUCACCUUCCCAACCACAGACCUUAUCCACCCCCGACACUACACACCCCCAAAUUGAAACCCCUCAAGAAGAUUUCGAUACCCAAAUCCAAGUAUCCCUCGAAAACCUCUUCGUGCCUCCGGAAACAGAAAUUGGUGAUGGUACUUCAGCCCUGACCUCGAGAAUCUUGAGGGGCUCUAAUAUUGUUCUGAGCAAGUACGCAAGGGAUGCUCAGGUUGCCCAAGCUGAGUUCGUUAAGAGCAGUGUUGCCACUGAGGAUUGUCCCUCUGAUGGUCUUCCUGAGUUCGCUCUCGUUGGUCGCUCCAAUGUGGGAAAGUCUUCGCUUCUUAAUUCCCUUGUUCGGAGAAAGAAACUUGCUUUAACCUCAAAGAAGCCUGGGAAGACACAAUGCAUCAACCAUUUUCGAAUCAAUGAUAGCUGGUACCUUGUUGAUUUGCCUGGAUAUGGAUAUGCUUCUGCACCGAAGGAUCUUCGAACAGAUUGGGCAAAAUUUACUAAAGAUUACUUCCUAAAUAGGUCGAAACUAGUUUCAGUAUUCCUUCUCAUUGAUGCUAGCAUUCCUGCCAAAAGCAUUGACCUUGAGUAUGCUAGUUGGCUGGCACAGAAUCAGAUCCCCAUGACAUUAAUCUUCACAAAAUGCGACAAGCGAAAGAAGAAGAAGAACGGAGGCAAAAGACCGGAAGAAAAUGUGAAAGAUUUCCAGGAGUUAGUACGUGGUUUCUUCAAGACAGUUCCCCCUUGGAUUAUGACCAGCAGUGUUACAAAUCAGGGUCGUGACGAGAUAUUACUGCAUAUGGCCCAGCUACGCAACUACUGGCUCAAGCACUAGUUGCUGCAGCAUGAAAAUCAGCAUCAAAACAGAAGGUAGAAGAAGUGGUGAGUUGAGCUCGGCAUUUACUCAGAGCAUGUAGCGAUCCCAGACCCAUUAAAGAAAGGGCCAACGAUGGCGAAGUGAAGUAUUUUUCAAGGUGUAAAAUGGACAGAGAACCGGUCUUUUGAGGAAGGUAAAUUAGGUGUGUGUUUCUUUAACAUGGUUAGUUAUAAUAGAUACUUACACACAUAGAAUGAAAUUCAAAACUAUAAGCCUUUCUUAUUGUGAAAGACUUGUUCUUUUUGGCUGUGUUGUACAUACUAUAUUUCUUUUGUAAAAGAAAAAGUAAAAAUUUUUAACUUAAGGAUAAAAUUGUAGUUUAUUUUUAUUUGUAAGAUUUUUACAUUUAUAUGAUUUGUUUAACAUUUUUUGCCCUCUUCUAAA
Molecule: messenger RNA, 1521 nt
Organism: Cannabis sativa
Lineage: Eukaryota; Viridiplantae; Streptophyta; Magnoliopsida; Rosales; Cannabaceae
Product: GTP-binding protein At2g22870
Exons: 5
Coding region: 85-1095 (336 amino acids)
Molecular function (GO): GTP binding
Source: RefSeq, a predicted model, not a curated record